Messenger RNA from Branchiostoma floridae (Florida lancelet), 2359 nucleotides. RefSeq lists its product as uncharacterized. The coding region runs from base 11 to 2179 and encodes 722 amino acids. The transcript is spliced from 15 exons. The record is from RefSeq and is a predicted model, not a curated record. Lineage: Eukaryota; Metazoa; Chordata; Leptocardii; Amphioxiformes; Branchiostomatidae. Gene Ontology annotation, molecular function: calcium ion binding.
CUGUACCGAGAUGCUGUCCAGACCCGUCCUCCUCACAGCUGCCGGCAUCAGCUGUCUGCUGUUCCUCUACACGGUCACCAGGAAUGCACAUGUCCCAGGCACUGUUGACCCACCCAUCCUCGGUGCCCAUGCAGACAGCCCAAAGCAUGUGUUAGUGACUGGAGCUGCAGGCUUUGUAGGGUUUCACCUGGCCAGGGCUCUGUUGGACAAACCUCAGGCAAGAGUCUUCGGUGUGGACAACUUUGACAAGUGGUCUGAUGUAAGAAUAAAGCAGGACAGAGCCCAUGAGCUAUAUGAAUACGGAGUGGCGCUCGAGGACGGUGACAUCUGUGACCAGGAGUACUUGACUGACCUCUUCGGCAGGGAGAACUUCACCCAUGUGGUGCACCUGGCGGGGAGGUCAGGGGUCAGAGGUCAGGACCUGGACGCCGCUGGCAUCAUGGAGAACAAUGUGGAGUGCUUUGUGACCUUACUGGAGGUCAUGAAAAACUAUAAAGACAUCAAGCUUGUGUAUGCCUCUUCAGCGUCGGUCUAUGGAAGCUCGUCCCAGCUGCCGUUCUCCCCGUCUUACCACGUGAUCCAGCCAGACACCAUCGAGGGCCUCGCCAAGCGGAGUGCGGAGCUGCUCGCGCAGGGAUACUGUAAGGACUUCGGACUGCGGCAGGUCGGGUUACGGUUCUUCACGGUGUACGGGCCGUGGGGGCGUGAGGACUCAGCGCUGAACACCUUUAUUCAACAGCUGAUGGAGGGGGAGGUGCUGCAGGUCUUCCACUCCAGAGAGGGCCAUCCCCUGGAGAGAGACUAUCUGCACGUUGAGGACGCAGUGCAAGGUGUCCUGUCUGCCCUGGACUUCAGCCCAGUCCACUGUGAGCACGUGUUUAACCUGGCCUCGGGGCAGGCAUACUCCGCUGUGGACAUAGUGGCACUUCUGGAGCAGCAGCUCAACAUUCAGGCACAGGCGGUGAAGGUACUGGCCCCGCCCCUGGAGGUCGUCAGGAUGGUCGGAGAUGUCCAGUGUUCCCUCAAGCAGCUGGGCUUCAGACCCAAGGUUUCACUCCAACAAGGUGUGGGAGAGUUUGUGCAGUGGGCUCUGAAGUAUCGAGAGCAGCAGAACAGGAACCAGAAGUCCAAACAUGCCAGUCUGUCCCAGAAGUUUAGAGACAGGCUUUUGUCAGAGAGAAAUGAGCGUGAGGAGAGACUCCAGAGCGAGGCGAUGGCACGAAAAAAUGAGGAGCUGAAAGCGAUGGUCCAGGAGCAGAGGGACAUAUUUCGGAAAUAUGCCAUGAAGAACAACAUACCACUACCCGACAUGACCAGGGGACCGUUCCACUUCUACCAGGGGGUGGACUCUCCUGGAGGGGACAUCAUUAAAGCUACCAGUCUGAAGAACAACCCAGAAGCCAUGAAGAAGCGUUGUCUGGAGGCUGAGCAGUGCGUCGCCUUCAGCUCGGCUGGCAUGCUGAAGAGUCGAGUCAAGCCUCCCCAUCUGUGGCAGCAGGCAGCCUUCUCCGGACCCGACCAGGGCAUCUAUGUAGCAGAUGUGGACAUGUGUGCAGCAGACCUGCAUGACUGUGAUGAGCACGCCCUCUGCAACAAGACCGGCCCUGCCCAGUUCAGGUGCACCUGUCAGGAUGGUUACUAUGGCAAUGGGCAAACCUGCCUCCCCAGGUACAGGACAGACGAGCCCCUUCCCCUGGAGGUGAGGCGAGACGGCCUCAUCAGUGUCUUCAACGGCAUCGACCUGCAGGGCAUGAAGACUGCAGCUCAGUUCGUCUUCUUCCAGGGUAUGGAUUCUCUGGGAGGAGACUUCAUGGUCGCUGAACAGUUCCGGGGGCAACCCAAACAGCUACAGUCCAUCUGCAUGGACAUCCCUCAGUGUAUAGGCUUCAACAGUAACGGCAUGCUGAAGAUGUCCAUGAGCCGCCCCUCGGGGUGGAUACGGUGGAGCAACAAGGAUUCAGACGGGCUCUACCUGCUGGAUCUGAACUACUGUGAGCUGGAUCUGGAGCUGUGUCCGGAAGAGUCCCGCUGCCAGCGCCACGCCCCCGGGAUCUACCAGUGUACCUGCGAGACCCCGCUGGUCAUGGUCAACAACCAGUGUGUCCAGGUGCCUGGUUACAGAAACAUGUCUGCUGCUGUCUAUCCUGGCAGGGAAGUAGAAGUUGGGGGGUACAUCUGAUUGGUUGUUAGGGCAAACUUUAUUGUUUAAAGAUGUAAAAUUACAUUGUGUGUGUGUGUGUGUGUGUGUGUGUGUGUGAAUCCCCUGUAGUUACAGAACAUGAACAACCAAUGCGUCCAGGUUCCUGGAUAUAGAAACAUGUCUGCCACUGUCUACCCUAGGUGGAAGUUGGGGGGUACA